GCAAACAGUCGCUGCAGGAGCGAACACACACACACACACACACACACGGUCCAGAGCUGGUCCCUGCGAAGACCUGCACCUCUGCUGCUGAAUCUGGACCCGGACCCGGACCCGGACCCGCAGAAGGAUUGAAUGUGUAUUUUGUGGCGGAGUUAGUGAGAGUGUGUUUGUGAAGAAGAGGAAAAGACGCGGCGGAGACUUCGUCUGCACCAGGUCUCAGUUCAGGUCUCAACUAGGUCUCAGUCCGCGAGCGGAGACUCGCACAGGGAGGCGCUGAACCCGCUCUCCCGCUGAUGUCAGUCGUGGAUCUUUUUAAGAUCAGAAUCCAGAUCAAAAUGCGCAGAUAGAUUUUAGAUUAAAACACUCACGUGACAUUUGUGAGUUUGUGACUUUGUUUCCCUCCGGAUUUAAUCUGGAUCUGGAUUUGAAGCCGCUCCGGUUCAGAUCAUGGCCGCGCGUGGAAGCAGCUGCUGGACCUUCUUCUCUCCGAUCCGGUUCCGGAUCCUGAUCCAGAUCCUCUGUGUCUCCACUGGAAUCCACGGAGCUUGUGUCUACGAGGGAUCAGCGUACGCAAAUAACUCAUCAUGGAAACCUCAGUCCUGUCAGGAGUGUCACUGUUACAGCGACGUGGUCGUCUGCACGCACACACACUGUCCUAACCCACAGUGUGACUAUCGUUUACCUGUGUUAGCACUGGGUAAUAUGGCUUAUGGGUAUUAG
Molecule: messenger RNA, 720 nt
Organism: Solea solea (common sole)
Lineage: Eukaryota; Metazoa; Chordata; Actinopteri; Pleuronectiformes; Soleidae
Product: collagen alpha-1(III) chain-like
Exons: 4
Coding region: 448-720 (90 amino acids)
Molecular function (GO): protein binding
Source: RefSeq, a predicted model, not a curated record